AUGCGCUCAUCUUGGUUCCUCUUCUCUGCCCUAGCAGCUCUGGCUGCAGCCGCCGAGCCCGGCACAACAACGAUCAGCUAUUUCGCAAUCGACAAUGACUCCGCCGGUGCCGAUCUCGGUGCCUACACCAGCACCGCAGGCCGGGUCGUUGGCAUCGACAAGUACGCCACAACCUACGAGAUCGCCUGCUUGCCAGGCGCAUCCAAGUGCGCAUUAGAACAUCCUGCAACCCUAAUCCAGGGCGAUGCCACAUACAGCGUCUCCCUCGAAGCAAUUAUGGUUACCAGCGGUAUUACGGCCCACGCAACCGCCAUCGAGUCAUGCAGCUUCACCCGUGUUUCGGAAUCUGCUGUCUGCAGCUGGAGUCUUGCAUACACCGGCAUCCAUGGCACUACCACCGUUUCCGAUUCUGCCUCUAGCACACAGUCCAUCCCGUCCUCUUUGAUUACCUAUAGGCCUCUUACUAUCACCGAUGGCGUCUACGCUCUCACCGCUGAUGCGACGGCUUCGACUUCGCUGGUCAGGAUUACCCCUACUGCUUCGACUACUGCUUCUGCCGGUGGUGUUGCGGCUGCUGCGAAGCCUUUGAUUACUGCUGCGCCGUUAGGUGCUGCUGUUGCUGUUGCUUUUGCGGCUAUGCUCUAG
Molecule: messenger RNA, 645 nt
Organism: Penicillium verrucosum
Lineage: Eukaryota; Fungi; Ascomycota; Eurotiomycetes; Eurotiales; Aspergillaceae
Exons: 1
Coding region: 1-645 (214 amino acids)
Source: RefSeq, a predicted model, not a curated record